This is a messenger RNA of Ornithodoros turicata, 757 nucleotides long. RefSeq names its product allergen Arg r 1-like. The transcript has 5 exons. The coding region runs from base 125 to 646 and encodes 173 amino acids. Gene Ontology annotation, biological process: symbiont-mediated perturbation of host defenses. Lineage: Eukaryota; Metazoa; Arthropoda; Arachnida; Ixodida; Argasidae. The record is from RefSeq and is a predicted model, not a curated record. Gene Ontology annotation, molecular function: amine binding.
UAAUCAGAAGUGGCAACCAAGAACGAAGACCCGUGAACGCAGCACGUCUUGAGGUUUCGUCGACAGGAACGACUUUAUCACAUACAGGGAUUGCAGGGGGCAGCAUUGCUCAGAGAUUCUCAACAUGGGACAACUAAUGAUCUACUUCGUCGCUUUUGUGCUCCCUAUCACCUCGAGCGCACAGGUUGUAUGCCCUACCGAAGGUACUACCGACGCGUGGAAGAGCGUCAAAAGCCGAUCCAGCGGGACGUACUACCUCUACUCGACUACGGACGCCAGUAGGGUAGACUGUUCGCACGUGAGUGCUCCGACAAGCACGGACGAGACACACAAAACUGCCACUAUUACUUUUGGAGGCAGAAAUGGAAACCGCUUGCAGAAGCAAAUGGCGACGAUUCAAGUGUCAGGUGACGAUCGACUGAGCGUCGUAACAUUCAACGGAGAGGCCAUUGGAACUUCCAAGCUGCUCUUCUCUGACUACGGAGUCUGUGACGUCGUAGAAGGACCUACUGGACACUGCGAUCUCUGGGCGCACGACAGCGCCAUUAGAACGACCUCAUUUGGCUGCUGCAGUACAAAGUUUCAAGAGUGCCUCAAAGGACGCACUGUCCUUUAUCCCUACCAAGAAGACUGUCCUACAGAGUAAGGAACGGCAGGGUGAAGACCUGUCAAGCCGAUGAGCUAUUUCCAAACAGCGGGCAUCAUCAAUACUUCGCACAAUUAAGCGCGUACGUUUUCAAUAAAGCAAACAAAUAAU